AUGGCAAGCCAGUUGGCGGUAACAGCCAAGCAGUUCGCGCUCUGGCUGAGUGCAUUUGCGUCGGAACUGAGUGUGUUUGCGUCGUUGGAGGGAGUAUUCGAUGCACCCGCGACCUUCCACGCCAAUAUCGAAAAUGCGCCGAAUAGUGCUGCCAGAACUAUGGCAAGUAACUCAAGGAUUGCAUUGGUGACAACCUCGGUCGCAAGUGGUUUGCUUUUUGCUGAUACCUGCGUCUGGAUCUGGAUCAGUUGGUCGAGUCUUAGGACAAGCUCGCUGUCUUUGACUCCCUUUUCGGGGAUGUCGGAUGUGGAAGUAGAUCGGUCCAUAGUAGAGAACAAUAAGAAUAUGGUAAUAGUCAACCCCCGAGAUCAAUCAUAA
Messenger RNA from Penicilliopsis zonata CBS 506.65, 378 nucleotides. RefSeq lists its product as hypothetical. The record is from RefSeq and is a predicted model, not a curated record. The transcript has a single exon. Lineage: Eukaryota; Fungi; Ascomycota; Eurotiomycetes; Eurotiales; Aspergillaceae. Bases 1 to 378 code for a protein of 125 amino acids.